This is a messenger RNA of Porites lobata, 2528 nucleotides long. The record is from the annotation of a GenBank genome assembly. NCBI's taxonomy places the organism in Eukaryota, Metazoa, Cnidaria, Anthozoa, Scleractinia, Poritidae.
AUGUGCAUUGUUGCAGGUUGUGACUACUUAGAAAAUGUACGUGGCAUUGGUAUCCAUACUGCCCACAAGCUCGUGACAAAAGAAAAAACAGAUUUCUUAGCUGUUUUACAGAGAAAUCGAUUUGCCCCGUCAGACUACAGUAGUGGAUUUCAAAGGGCCAAGGCAAUAUUUCGUCACCAGACAGUGAUUAAUCCUAUAAAUGCAGAAACCAUGCCACUUACGCCUUGGGGACAAACACCAGAUAAGGAAGCUUUUCUGAACCCUUGUGGAAUGUAUCCAAUUUAAGUAAUUAUAAUUACUCACUAUAAGUGCUCUUGCUCACUGUUUUUUAUCUGCUAUGAUUGUCUGGGCGAGAGAAUUUCUUAUUCUAAAAGAAUUUCUUAUUCUAAAAAAAUAUUUUCAUAAACGAAAUUAAGUAUUUAAAAAGUAGCCUGAGAAUUUUUUGCUGUAUGGCAUUCACAUGGAAUAAUUUACAAUAAUUGGAUUUGAAUUGAUGGUGUGCUGAAAACUGUGUAAAAUCAGAUAGUCAGUUGUUGUACAGUUUCAUUAGAGUGAUUUUCAUGAGACCGUGAAACAGUAUCUAGCAAUUAAUCAAAAUUAGCCAAAAUUAGCUAAAACAAUGAAAACAAUGAAAGAAAGAAAACAUGGAAUUAAUGUCUAAUAGUGUGUACUAGUGCCUACUAACUUAGUAACUGUUUCACGGUCUUUUGAAAAUCAUUUUAUGCAUUUUAAAAAACUAGCUUUUCAAAGAUAGAAAAUAAUCCAUUUAUUGUGUUUUGUUGAUUACUUAAUAUCAUAUUAGCCUUCUCUCAAAUGAGUAUGCAGUUAACCUUGCUGUGGGUAAUGUUGAUCCCAGGGAGAGCACAACUAUCAGGAAUACCUUUGCACUUCCCAUCAAGGUAAAUUAUAUGCUAACAACUAAUUUAUUCUUUCUAUUUUAUUAACUGAUAAAGCGGAGUAUGCAUCACAUCUUUAAACUAUUUUUAUUCAGAAAAACUUUUAACUUAAACAUUACAGAUAAAAUACUGAGAAGUCUCAAGUGACCUUCUAAACUCUUGACCAUGUGUUGUUUUUAGAAGUGGCUUAUUUACAAUCAUUUAGUUUCUAUUGUGGAAUAAAAAUGUGCUAUAACAUUGGCCUUUUUCAGUUCAUCCCACAUGAAUGUGACAAAUAACUAAUUCUCAAGAAAAUGCUUCCUUCUUCAUUCCUUUAAUCCAAAAAGAACUGAAGAAAGACAAAAAAUAACUAAGGACACCAUUAUUAAUUGAAAUAUACUAAACAAGCUUGCUCAUCACAGCUAUUCACAUGCAGUGCACUUAGUUACAUAAUUUAUACUAAUACUUAUACAGCAUGAAAUAGAGUACUAAGGUGUGACGUCAUAAAAAUGAAAUUUCUGAAAUUAUGGGAUUUGUCAGGGUAUUCUGAAAGAACAAUGUCCAAGAGGCCUACUUGCCAAAAAUGAGCAUUUGGGGGCAAAUUGUCUCUGAGAUCGUAGCCUAGUUAUGCUUACAAAAUUCCAUACAAACCCUUCUAAAUAUUUUUUGGGUCGACCCAAGAAAAAAUUAGAGGGGGUUUGUAGGGAGUUUUCUGAGUAUAACUGGGCUACGAUCUCAGAGACAAUUUGCCCCAAAAUGCUCAUUUUUGGCAAGUAGGUCUCUUGGACAUUGUUCUUUCAGAAUAUCCUGACAAAUCCCAUAAUUUCAGAAAUUUCAUUUUUAUGACGUCAUCACUUUAGUACUCUAUAAGGAAUGCUUUUUAUUACAACCAUUUUUCUGUAGAAGGGUUUGUGGCAGCCUAGAGACCUGGCAUUAACAGUUUCAAGUCUUGGACAAGAUAACAUUGAGUGGACUAUUCCGUCAUUCCCUGUUCUGACGAUAGAAUUUGUAAAAGGAACUGUUUCUAUAACUGGUAGAAGGACAGGGUGGCCUGCGCUAUUCCAAGCUGAUGACAGUGGACGGACAAAAUGUGGAGAUGAAAUCAUUGCUCAAAAAUGGUGUAACAUUGUGGUUGAAAACAUCACAUAUUUGGUCAUUUGGGAAUUUAGACGGUCUGAACCAGUAGAGCCGGAGGAUCAUUCAAUUGUUAAUGCUGAUGAUUCUGAUGAUUCAAAUGAGGAGAACGAUUCUUCAGAAAUUGAGCAUACUGUUCCUUUCAAAGUACUUGGUACUGCAUAUAAAGGACGACAAAUUAUCCUUAAAAAUGCAUACGAGUGUUUGGAAAAUAACAAAGAUGUACAAGCGCAGCUCCAACCAGAGCCUGAAAAUGAUUAUGACCAAAAUGCAAUAGCCGUAUUAAUAAACUGUGGUAGUGGUUGGAACAAAGUUGGUUACAUUGCCAAAGAGUUAACAAGUGACAUACACCCUAUCAUUGAAAGAAACAACAUCAAAGUAACUGUUGCACGCAUUCGCUUUAGAGUAAACUACUUGUUAGUUGGCUUUUAUGUAACCUUAAAUAUCACUAAAAGGGACCCUGGAGCUCCAAAGUUGUCAGGGCCUCAAGAAAAGUCCAGUAAAACUUUACACGUGUAA